AUGCGGUACUCAGCUCUCGCGUUACCUGCCAUUGUGGCCAACUUGGCCGCUGCCCUGCCUCGGCCCCAGGAGAUUGACCUUGACAUGGUCAUCGCUGCUCCCGACCCGACAUAUACGCAGAUCCCAGGGUCAAGCGUUCAGAUCGUGACCUACGAUACCUCUGCAAUCCUGGCCGAGGCCACUGCCGCAGCUUCUUCGAUAUCUAUUGCGGCAACAAACGUCGCCACGGCCACUUCGGUCGCCAAUGUCAAGAGAAACGCCUGUGACACUCAGGCCGCUGGUGUCUAUACUUACCAGACUGACUCUGCUUCUGCCUUCAGGGCGGACCCGCGCUGGGCAUCCAUGGCGAGUAAUGCCCCUGUCCCUACCGGAUUUGUGCAGACGCAGACGAAUGCAAAUGGUGCCAACAGUGCGUAUGGUUAUCUCGGGUACCACAAUCUGGACAGCUACGACGUAAAUGCAUGCGCCGAUUUCUGCACCCACACCCUUGGUUGUAUGGCCUUCAACGUUUACGUCCAGAGAGAUGCCAGUCUAGAGCCUGCUGCCGCGUGUCCCAGUCCCUCCUCGGUCAUCUAUGCACGUUGUGCCUUGUGGGGAAGCCCUUUGUCCUCUGAUAGCGCUACGAAUACUGGGCCGAUGCGUGAGCAAUUCGAAGUCGUGGUUGCCGGAUCGAACGCUUACCAGAACAACACACUGGUCGUGCCCGCUGGCUUCGGCAUGAACGACGCACUCGGAGAUGCUGCUCUCACCGCUCCCUACGAUGGUCAAGGAUACAACACCUUCAUGGGAUCGACGAUUUUCACAAAGGGUACGUUUAGCAUUCAGGCCUGCGCGGAUUAUUGCUCUGCUCAGACCGCCUAUAAUGUGAAGCAUCCUGCAAGCGAUGGCAGUCCUCCUAGGAUUUGCGCCUCGUUCAACACGUACAUGUUAUACCUCAACAACGCAAGCACCCCUCAAGGCCAAUACUGUACUCUCUAUACCGAAGUCUGGAACUCAUCUUAUGCUACCAACAAGGGUCAGUACCGAGGCUCUGACCAUUACUUUGUGGCGUACUCUUUCACCUUUAAGAAUUCGACCAGUGUUGCCCCCGCACCAGGCCAAGGAGAUGUNCAAGGGGCUAUCUACCAGGCUCGUCAGGAUAUGACGUAUUAUCCUUCGCAGCUAACCUCGACCUUUGAGCCCUAUUGCUCGAGUCUGCUUGCGUAUUCUACUGCAGUCACCACUGUCACUCCGACAAGCACAAUCACGCCGAUCGCUACUGCAACUGCUGUUGUCACCCAAACAGCCGACGCUCAGAAGGUCAAACGUGAUGGCGUUGAAAACGUCCCGACUUCGAUUCUGCUGCCUUGGUUUGUGGUCUCGGCGGCUGCUGUUAGCCUUGACAAGCGUGCCACACCGACUCCGGCUGUGCUCACCAAGUAUCCUGUUGCUGUGCAGUCAGGUGCUUGUAGCUUGAUUGCCACACAACCGACGGGUGUUUCGACCGUCACUGCGGCUGUAGUUACCAUCACGGCCGCGCAGCAGACCAGCACUUCCACAUCCACCACCAUCGUCGCUGCUGCCACUGCUGCUGCGCCAUCAGCCGGUCUCAUACAAGUCCAGAAUUCUUCCAGCCCUUAUAACAAUCUAUAUGCACUUUUCGUCGCUCCCACCAUCACCCCUGGCACGCCCCUAAAACUCACCAGCGACAUUUCUCAAGCGGCAAACUUUUCACUCGCCUCGGACCACCGCCUCCUCUACGGAGAUGACCGCGAAUUGAUCUCCAACCCCGUCGAAUACCAAGGCUUGGGUUUGCCAUACAGCAUUUUGGCACUCGUACCCGUGGGUCUGUAUCCCGCUGGUUACCCACGUCCUGCGGUUAGUGUUGCUGUCAAUGGCACGCUAUCCAUCCGUGGAACGGGCGUUGGCGAUGUGCGCACCGUGUUGCAGGUUUGUGCUGAUAUACAGACGACGACGGGGACGGGAAUUUAUGGCAGCGGGCCNUUUUUCGCUUUCGAUACAAAGUUGUGGCCUGGAUGUGAGGUUGCGGAGAUUGCUUUUGUGUAG
Molecule: messenger RNA, 2046 nt
Organism: Aureobasidium musti
Lineage: Eukaryota; Fungi; Ascomycota; Dothideomycetes; Dothideales; Saccotheciaceae
Source: the annotation of a GenBank genome assembly